AUCCAAUACCUCUCCCUCUUAUAUAUUUACACGCUUCAAUUCACUUUACUAAACAUUGACAUUGCAUUCACUCCCGCUAUUUGGUGGGUUGCUGAUCAGUCUUCAAUCAAAUUUCACUCGCUCUCAGUUUUCAACAAUCACAAUGACUAAUGUAGUGGAACUGAAAGUGGGUUUACACUGUGAGGAAUGCAUCAAGAAAAUCUUGAAAGCUAUCAAGAAAAUACAAGAUAUAGAGACAUAUAAUGUAGAUAUUGAGCUCAAUAAGGUCAUAGUGACCGGCAAUGUUACUACAGAAGAGGUCAUCAAAGUCAUUCACAAGAUUGGCAAGACUGCAACCACUUGGGAAGAAUAUUCAACAAAUUCCUAACUUGAUGAGAUCUUAACUACUUGGUAAGAUCACACACCAAAGACUAUCAGAUGUAGCUAUGGGGAUUUUGAGCUUCACUUACACAAAUGUGUGCUCCAAUUUCUAUAUAAUUAGAAAGAAAGAAAUCUGUAAAAGGCCUAUCUUUUACGAUAGUUGCUUUCAAGAAUUUCAAAUUUAUGUUCUUUACAUAUAUAAAUAUCAGUAAUAUUUUUUUUUUUUGGGUUAA
Molecule: messenger RNA, 593 nt
Organism: Jatropha curcas
Lineage: Eukaryota; Viridiplantae; Streptophyta; Magnoliopsida; Malpighiales; Euphorbiaceae
Product: Heavy metal transport/detoxification superfamily protein
Molecular function (GO): metal ion binding
Source: RefSeq, a predicted model, not a curated record